Messenger RNA from Cordyceps fumosorosea ARSEF 2679, 771 nucleotides. RefSeq lists its product as hypothetical. The coding region runs from base 1 to 771 and encodes 256 amino acids. NCBI's taxonomy places the organism in Eukaryota, Fungi, Ascomycota, Sordariomycetes, Hypocreales, Cordycipitaceae. The transcript has a single exon. The record is from RefSeq and is a predicted model, not a curated record.
AUGCCCGUCAACAUUGCUUCAGUCAUGACUACCGCCAAGCAGGCCGCCCAGUUGGCCAAAGAUGCCAACGCGGCCCGCGCCGCCGUCGGGGAGUUUUCAAAAGCCGACAAGGGGCAGAUGGGCCGUAACGCUGGCCGGGCCGCCAUCAACCACGGCGCCGGGAUGGGCAUGGAAGCGGGCAAGACAUGGCUCAAGACAUUCGAGACGAUCCCGCGGAUCUUCGUGCGCUUGACUCAGUUCGUCAUGGCCCUCGCCGCCGCCGGCUUCUAUGGCAACCGCGUCGACGCCGACCGCAAGGCCAAAGAGGGCUACGCGCCCGAGUGGCUCUUCGCCGUCAUCAUCUGCGGCCUCUCGGCGGUCACCUCCGUCUUUUUCCUGCUCGUCGCAUCGGCCGGCAUCAUCCCGGGCAUCGGCCGCCUCAAUAUCAUCAAGACGUACCGCGCGUGGGCGUGGGACGCCACACUCUGCGUCGCCUGGCUGGUUAUUUUCGGCAUGUUCGCGGGCAUCUUCCUGAAUCGCAAGAGUGACGACCCAUACAAGGGCGCCAGCGUGCGCGUAAUGAAGGUGGCGGUCUGGGUUGACCUGGUAAGCAUGAUAUUUUGGAUGCUCACGGCCGUGUACGGCUGCCUCCUGAUGUUCGCUCGGCAAUGGCUGGAUGGGAUCGGCGACAGGCUUUGCAACAUGUUUUCCAAGAAGAAGAAUAAGGGGAAGGACAAGGGGAAGGGCAAGGGGAAGGGGCUCGAGAUGGAGAACUACUCAGAGAAUGUCUAG